GUCCGUGAACGCACCUCGCCUUGUCUGUCUGCUCUCUAGUUACAAGUAUGGCCGCUUGGACUUGCGGAGGAGGAGAACAACUUCUUAUAGAUUCCUCCCGGAAAACUGUAGGAAAGCGGCGGCUUUAAAACUCAACCGUCUCGGUAAAAAACACGACCUGGAACUGAGACACACGCGACGACGACCGCGCUCAACUUGUGGCUUUUACGGAGUUUUUUUUUUCCUUGGAAGAUAACCUGGAGCUUGUGUGAUGCGCGUGAGGACCCGCAGUCAAGAAACUCCCCUGACUGUCAGUUAGCUAGCCGGCUACCUGCUAGCUCGUUAGCUCAUCCACCGUUUCAUGCUAACAUUCGCUUGCAGGGGCUCCGUAGUAGCUCAAAAAAAGGCGGGCUAGCUUGCUGCUUUUAUUUUGCUCCCAGGAGACACAAGGGGAUGGCAUUUCGCCUCCAUCCCGGUAAGCGAACUGGUUGAGAGGGGUGUGGGGAGAAAACAUUUGGGCACCUGGUUGAUAAGUUUUGUCGGCACUCAUUAGCCUAGCCUAGCCUAGCUUACUUGGUUCAACGCCAGAAAACGUUGGCCGAGAGAGUUAGCGCUAGCUUUGCCCCGUCCGUUUUGCGAGCUAGCCAAUUAGCAUUUUAGUUGCACAAGAAGACCUGUGCUUAUCCCUCGUUCAUGAGUGUUUUUUGACGCGUCUGCACUAACUGAUAUCAGACCAAGAACCGCUUUAGUUAGCCUAAUUGACCGUAAAUGAUAAAUAACUCAAGGAUGUUUUUUUGCUAGUUAGUCGUUAGCGACCUUACAGGUGUUCUGGUAGAGGGAGUGGUGGCGCUAGGUAGCUAAGCUAAGGUAUCAGGGUAAACAGCGUCAUUCAGAUUAUUAUAGCUGUAAAUGACGAAUAGAUUACAAGACGACACGUUACUAAGCGGUGUGUAAGCCGACUGGCGUGUUGCACAGACAAGACUUAACACUGCUCGAAAGCGCGCAAUAAUAUUGUUAACUGUUCCCUUUGCCUGCUUCUUCAGUGCCGGAAUAGUUUGAUGGACGUGGGAGGCUGUUUUCCAGGCUGUCAGUGCUAUAAUACUCAGUCAUGUAUGUCUUGACACAUGGCACCCUGGUCUGUGCAUAGUGCCUGCUGUCAGAUAUAUAUAUAUAUAUAAGUAUCGUUAUGUAGUUUUGGUGCACAGUCAGUGAGGGGAAUGUCUUGUCUUUUUUAUACCUGUUGGUUUGUUUUUUAUUUUCAUUUGUUUCAAACACAGGAGUGUGAAUCGAAGUGGGAAAGCAGUGCAGCCCGGGCUGUGCACAGUGGACAAUGUUUAUUAGCUAGUGCCUAGGAACUUAAAAGGACUGACAGUUCUGCCUACACAUAUAGGCAACAGAUAUUGUACUUUUAUUCAUUGGUGGAUUGUAACUGAAGACUGCCACUCUGGAUCAAGAAAACCUGCCCCCCGUGUCCGGUUGGAGUAACACUCUUAAGCCAAAAUCAAUGCCUUCGGCGCUGGCCGUGUUUGCCUGCCGACCCAACUCGCACCCAUUCCAGGAGCGGCAUGUGUACCUGGAUGAGCCAGUCAAGAUCGGCAGGUCGGUGGCUCGGUGUCGGCCGGCCCAGAACAACGCCACCUUUGACUGCAAGGUGCUGUCCAGGAAUCAUGCCCUGGUUUGGUUCGACCACAAGGCCGGCAAGUUCUACCUGCAGGACACUAAGAGCAGCAACGGCACGUUCAUCAACAGCCAGAGGUUGAGUCGCGGCUCGGAGGAGAGUCCGCCCUGCGAGGUCCUCUCGGGCGACAUCAUCCAGUUCGGCGUCGACGUCACUGAGAACACACGCAAAGUCACUCAUGGCUGCAUCGUGUCAACAAUCAAACUCUUCCUACCUGAUGGGAUGGAGGCGCGGCGACGAAGCGAUGUCAUCCAGGCUCCGUUACCUCUACCUGUAGACAAGGUUGCUGCCAACACUCCCAGUAUGUAUUCUCAGGAACUGUUCCAGCUCUCCCAGUAUCUACAGGAGGCCUUACACAGAGAGCAGAUGUUGGAGCAGAAGCUAGCCACUCUGCAGCGUCUGUUAGCCAACACUCAGGAGGCCUCAGAGAGCAGCUGGCAGGCUCUGAUUGAUGAAGACCGUCUGCUCUCCAGACUGGAGGUGAUGGGCAGUCAGCUACAGGCUCACUCGAAGUCCCAGACGGAGGAAGGGAUCCGUAAGGAGCUCCUGGCUCUACAGGAGGACAAACACAACUACGAGACGACGGCGAAGGAGUCUCUGAGGAGAGUCCUGCAGGAGAAGAUCGAGGUGGUCAGGAAGCUGUCGGAGGUGGAGCGCUCGCUCAGCAACACGGAGGACGAGUGCACCCACCUGAAGGAGAUGUCUGAGAGAGGCCAGGAGGAGCUGAGGGAGCUCGCCAACAAGUACAACGCCGCCGUGAACGAGAUCAAAGAGCUCACGGACAAAAUUAAGGAGGCGGAGGACAGGCAGGAGGAGCUGACCCAGCGGGGAGCGAAGGAGAAGAGGGAGUUGGAGCUGCGGAUCGAGGAGAUGGAGGAGAAGGAGCAGGUUCUCCAGGCUCGCAUCGAAGCUCUGCAGGCCGACAACGACUUCACCAACGAGAGGCUCGUCGCCCUGCAGGUGCGGUUAGAACAGCUGCAAGAGAAAAGUAUUAAAGAAAACAACAGCCUGGAUGUCGACAUUGUCUCCCACGGACCAGUCGAGGACAAACGGAGCUGGCAGACACCUGAGAGCCAGGAGGAAGACGAGGAUGAUGAUACAGACACCGAUGAUGGUGCAUUUGGUGGAGAUGAAGAUAUUGAUGACAACUGUCAUGUUAACAACAGCGGAGGAGACUCGACUAGAAUCCAACAGUUGAUUGAGUGUCCGCCGGUCAAACAGCUGAAGGAGACUGUGAGUUCUUCAAUCCACAAAUUGGCCAACUUUGCCGAAGUGAUGGACGCUCACCUACAGAACAACCAGACCACAGAAGACGAUGACAUCUUGGCCAGCCCUGACCGACUAAAAGGCAAUCCGAUGGAUGCCAAAGAGUCAGACAUGUCAGACACUCUGAGUCCCAGCAAAGACCGCAGCAGUGACGACACGUCAGACGGCAACAUGGACGACCAGGAGCUGAUCGAACCACAGAACAGAGUAGCUCUGCUCAAAGCUGAGUUGCAUCGGGCCGGUCUAGAGCCUGGAGACACGGAGCAGGUCAUCCACCACCUCCACAGAGAGCUUCUGGACGCCCAGGAAUUAGCCAACACCGGCAAGCAGAGAUGUCAGGACCUACAAGCUCUGCUGGAGGAGGAGAGGAGGAGUAACUCUCAGCAGACUGAAGAGUCGACCAAACAGAUCCAGUACCUGCAGACUCAGCUUGGGAAGCUACAAGCCGACAUGGAGGCACUGAGAGAGCAGAGGGAGAGCACCAUCUGCACCACCAGAGAGGAGCUCUACUGCGCCCAGGAGGAGAUCCUCGUCCUGCGUCACGCCAUGGAGACGGCCACAGCGGAGCGGGAGCGGGAGAUCGCCGCCCUGCAGGCCGACCUGGGCGUCGUGCGGUCCGAGCUGGAGCAAUGGAGGGACACGGCCGCCAAGUACGAGAGCGAGAUCAGCCGGCUGCAGGAGUCCUUCACGCAGCAGCAACAGCAGCGGAGCACCGCCAACCAGCUGCAGGCGGAGUGCGUUAUGUUGCAGCAGCGAUGUGUGUGUUUGCAGCAGGACUGUGACGGUCUGAGAGGUGAACGGAAAUCUCUAACGGACAGACUGCACGGCCUGGAGAAUGAGCUGAGCAGCACCAGGGAGCAGAGUCUGGUCCUCAGCAGCAGUCUGGAGUCUCUGGAGAAGAGGGAGGAGGAUCUGCAAGACAAACUGGGUUCUUUGGAGAAUCAACACCUGCAGGACGCAAGCAAGCUGAAGAGCCAGCUGGACCAGGCCCAGGCCCACACACACACACUGCAGAGAGAGGUACACACACACACUGCAGAGAGAAGAGGCUGGAGCCCCUGGAUGCCGGUCAUCGCAGUGAUGGUCGCCGUGACGGCAGCCGUCCUCUACCCAAACCUCUCCAAGAGCAGCUCCACCUAG
Molecule: messenger RNA, 4063 nt
Organism: Anarrhichthys ocellatus (wolf-eel)
Lineage: Eukaryota; Metazoa; Chordata; Actinopteri; Perciformes; Anarhichadidae
Gene: slmapa
Product: sarcolemma associated protein a
Exons: 24
Coding region: 1484-4063 (859 amino acids)
Biological process (GO): acrosome assembly; single fertilization
Cellular component (GO): acrosomal membrane
Molecular function (GO): protein binding
Source: RefSeq, a predicted model, not a curated record